AUGAUUUUGAAAAUUAUUUUCGUUUCAUUUUUUCUUUGCAAAUGUGGUUAUGCUGAUGAUAACAUGGAGUUCUUGGAUAUUACUGAAGGUCUCCCAGGGUCCAAGUGCAUCAGGGAUGGCGUGGAGGGCAUCUGUACCAGUAUCUACACCUGUCUCACUGCCGUCCAAGAUGUUAAGAAUAAGAAGUACCCACCUUUAUGCAGAUAUCAAGGAGACACGCCUAUUAUUUGCUGCACCGACUGCGAACUUGUCAAUGACACGAGAAACAUGUACAUAAGUCAAUCCAGCGGUCGAUGGUAUUUUCGAAAUGGACAGAAAGCUAGAGACAAAUGCCUGGAUUAUAUGCAGGAGUGGGAACCAUGUGGUGAUCAUUUUACCGCCACGAUAGCUAAGGACUUGGAUCCUAAGAGGAACUGCUAUGUGCCUCGUCCGACAGCCGUAGGAGUGGUCGGUGGAAACGAUGCUGAACGAGGGAAAUUUCCUCAUAUGGCUUUACUAGGGUAUGGGUUCGACGAAGAUUCAGCUCAAUGGGUCUGUGCUGGGUCUCUGAUCAGCGAAAACUUCAUCCUGACUGCUGGCCACUGUAUUUCCAGCCCAUCACUAGGUCAAGUGAAGUAUGUAGCUCUAGGCAUCCUGAAACGGACCGAUCCUUCUGAACUUUGGCAGAAGUACCACGUGAAGAGGAUCAUCGCUCACCCUGAGUAUAAACCUCCUUCAAAGUACAAUGACAUUGCAUUACUUGAGACUCAAACCCGGGUCAUCUUCUCCGAGGUUGUAAGACCAGCGUGUAUACAUUAUGAAGAGAUCCAGAACGAUAACAAAGCUGAAGCCACCGGUUGGGGAGCGCUAGGGCUUCGCAGAGAAUUGGCUGAUACAUUGCAAUCUGUAUACCUCCAGGAGUUUCCAGAAGACGAGUGUUCCAAGCUGUACCCUCUACACAGGCUGUUGCGACGAGGGUAUGAUCACAGCACACAGAUGUGUUAUGGUCAUCAUCAGGAAGUCAAGGAUACUUGUGAGGGUGACAGCGGAGGUCCUCUUCAGAACAAAUUCCACAUAUCCUCCUGCCAGUACGUGGUGAUAGGGAUCACCUCUACCGGGAGACAAUGUGGAAUCCUCGGGAGUACUGGAUUGUAUACCAGAGUGUACACGUAUCUACAUUGGAUUGAGUCUAUUGUGUGGCCUUAA
Molecule: messenger RNA, 1185 nt
Organism: Spodoptera littoralis (African cotton leafworm)
Lineage: Eukaryota; Metazoa; Arthropoda; Insecta; Lepidoptera; Noctuidae
Source: the annotation of a GenBank genome assembly